Messenger RNA from Leptosia nina, 486 nucleotides. NCBI's taxonomy places the organism in Eukaryota, Metazoa, Arthropoda, Insecta, Lepidoptera, Pieridae. The record is from the annotation of a GenBank genome assembly.
AUGGGAUACCGAAAAUUCAAGAAAAGCAAUUUGGAAAACCCCGAAGUGAUUAUUGAGAAGAUCGCAAGUCAUUUGAAGAUAGCAGAUAAAAUCACGGCAAGCAAAUGUACUCAGUACAAUAAUCCUAGGGAGACCUAUGACUACGAAGGCUACAUCCUCAAGUACACUCUGCCCCACGAGUUAGAAGAGUUUGUGAACGUCAAAAUAAAAAACAACAUGAUGUUCAUAAAGGCUAAAAUGCAACAAUCGCAGCUAUCCGACAUAAAGAUUCUGCAACACAAUUUGGAGACAAGAGACGCCAUCUGGUGGAUAGACGGGGAAGAUCUAACAAUUAGUAUGCCAAAUAGGAUCAAAGAUGGCGUUUACGCACCGAUGAAGUGUGAGGAUAGAGAGAUAGACAUCGAUGUUCCUCUGAGUCCUGAAUAUAGUGUUUACCAGUUUCUGCAUAUGAAUAUUUAUGAAAAACCAAUUGUUACAAACGUCUGA